Messenger RNA from Solanum lycopersicum (tomato), 1753 nucleotides. RefSeq names its product cytochrome P450 81Q32. The record is from RefSeq and is a predicted model, not a curated record. NCBI's taxonomy places the organism in Eukaryota, Viridiplantae, Streptophyta, Magnoliopsida, Solanales, Solanaceae. Gene Ontology annotation, molecular function: heme binding; monooxygenase activity; oxidoreductase activity, acting on paired donors, with incorporation or reduction of molecular oxygen.
GUGUAACAACUCAACCAACACAUUCACUUUCCCAUUUACAAUGGAUUACACACUUUCACCAUUUUUGUAUGCUGCUCCUCUUCUCUUAGCUUUCUACAUUAUCACCAAACAUUUUUUACGCAAAUUCCAUAAUCAUCCACCAGCUCCAUUUCUAACUUUCCCAAUUAUUGGCCAUCUUUAUCUCUUCAAAAAACCUCUUCAACGUUCCUUAGCAAAAAUCUCCGAUCGAUAUGGCCCUGUUCUUCUCCUCCAAUUCGGUUCCCGGAAAGUUCUUCUCGUUUCAUCGCCCGCCGGAGCGGAAGAGUGUUUCACGAAGAACGACGUCGUUUUCGCAAAUCGCCCUCAUUUGAUGGCCGGAAAACAUCUAGGUUAUAAUUUUACAUCGUUGGCUUGGAGUUCUUAUGGAGAUCAUUGGAGAAAUCUACGGAGAAUUACUUCCGUUGAGAUGUUUUCAACUCAUCGUCUUCAAAUGCUUCACGGAAUUCGUGUGGAUGAAGUGAAAUCUAUGGUUAAGAGGAUUAAUUCCUCUGCUAUGGCUGAAAAAUCUGUGGAUAUGAAAUCCAUGUUUUUUGAGCUGAUGUUGAAUGUAAUGAUGAGGACGAUUGCAGGAAAAAGGUACUACGGAGAGAAUGUGGAGGAUAUUGAAGAAGCUACAAGAUUCAGGGAAAUGGUAGAAGAGACUUUCAGGAUCGGUGGGGCGACGAAUGUCGGUGACUUUCUGCCGGCGUUGAAGCUGUUGGUGAGGAAAUUGGAGAAAAGUUUACUUGUGUUGCAACAGAAGAGAGAUGAGUUUAUGCAGGGACUGAUAAAAGGUUGCAGAAAGAGAAUGGAGAAAGACGGAACUGUUACUGAUUCGGAGAUUGAAGGGAAGAAGAAAUCGUUGAUUGAAGUGUUGUUAACACUGCAAGAAAAGGAACCGGAAUAUUACAAAGACGAAAUAAUCAGAAGCCUUAUGCUUGUACUAUUAGCAGCAGGUACUGAUACUUCAGUUGGGACAAUGGAAUGGGCUUUAUCACUUAUGUUAAACCAUCCUGAAACACUGAAGAAAGCACAAGCUGAAAUCGACGAACGUAUUGGCCAUGAACGUCUAAUCGACGAGUCAGACAUGAACAACCUACCUUACCUACGUUGCAUUGUAAACGAGACGUUCAGAAUGUACCCUGCAGGACCUCUGUUAGUCCCCCACGAGUCGUCUGAGGAGACCACUGUGGGAGGCUACCGUGUACCUAGAGGUACAAUGUUGCUUGUGAAUUUGUGGGCUAUACACAACGAUCCUAAGCUUUGGGAUGAACCAAGAAAGUUUAAACCAGAAAGAUUUGAAGGACUAGAAGGUGUUAGAGAUGGGUACAAAAUGAUGCCUUUUGGUUCUGGAAGAAGGAGUUGUCCUGGAGAAGGAUUGGCUGUUCGAAUGGUUGCAUUGUCAUUGGGAUGUAUUAUUCAGUGCUUUGAUUGGCAACGGAUUGGCGAUGAAUUGGUUGAUAUGACUGAAGGAACUGGACUCACCUUGCCUAAAGCUCAACCCUUGGUGGCUAAAUGUAGCCCACGACCUGUAAUGUCUAAUCUUCUCUCUCAGAUAUGAACACAAUUCGUCUCAAACCACAUGACCAAACUAGUAUAUUAUUCAUAUUGGUCAUCUAUGUUAUUGUAUUCUAAAAAUGAUAUUGAGCUAAAAUUCAGAGUGAGUAUUAUAUGCAUUUUCCAUUCUUAAAGAACAUUCAUUUCUUUGCUAGUACUAUUGGCACGUUCUUUGAUA